CACAUAUCCUGCGCAUACUUAGAUCAUGUUCAUAUAAAUAAACUAAACCAAACCUCGAAGUAUAUUUUGGAAUAUUUCAAUGGAACAUUAACAAUGCAUAUAUCAGCAGUUCCUAGUGAUAAUAAAGGAUUGAAAGAAUUGUACUUGCAAGUUCCAGCUGAGCAGAAGCCUGAAGUACUAGAAAACAUUACACCACCUCCAAGCUACGACGAUUGUGCACACAAAUGUCUACUACAAAUAAAGCAUGAAAGGAUAGAGAAAAUCAGCAUCAAACAAAUUAAACCUACAAAGUGCAAAAUUCAUGAUGACAUUCCAAUCCAACCAUCAGUGUUCAACAGAAAUAGUUCAUUUCAUGAAAAACUUGAGAUUACUAAUAAGGAAGGACAGGAUUCAACCAAUAAGAACGACGAAAGGUGCGUUCUGGAAAAAUACGUUUCUUGUAGAUGGAGAGUUGCCUUUCUUGCCCUCUCAGGUCUUAUCUUACAAAUAGCACACAGAAACUGUAUCAGUGUAGCAAUAGUCUGUAUGACAAAAGAAGUUGUGAUGAACGUCACCAUAAAUGGGACAGUUUCAAGCAAAAUAUAUAAAGAAUAUAAUUGGACAUCAGAAAUGGAAGGGGUCAUCUUGUCUUCCUAUUUUUAUGGACAAAUUAUCUCACCAUUGAUAUCCGGGGUGCUAUGUCGCCAUUAUGGUGUGCGAGGGCCAAUGACUGUAUACGUUUUCUUGUCAUCGUGUCUGCUUAUUUCAACGCCUUUUGUUGCACAGUACGGAGCAUGGAGCGUGAUUAUAAUCAGGAGUGCCCAGGGGUUUUUUGGGUCAGGUUGCCUGCCUAUGUAUUCACAUUUAUGGUCUCGUUGGGCUCCGAAACAAGAACGAAGCCAGCUUAUUUCGUUUACAUUUUCUGGAUUGGACAUUGGUGUCAUCGUUGCUUUUACAAUUUCUGGAUGGCUUUGUACAUUAUCGAAUGAACAUGGAUGGCCUCUGAUAUUUUAUGUUUUUGGUGCUAUUUCAAUAUUGUGGUGUGUAGUUUGGCUAUUCUUUUUCACUGACUUGCCAGAGGAAAAUUCCUUUAUUUCAAAGCAAGAAGUGAAAUACAUAGUUUCAGAGCGUUCAUCUGCAGUUAGUAAGCAUGUAUCGACUCCAUGGUUUAAAAUCUUUACUUCUGGUCCAGUAUUUGCCAUGAUUAUGGGAAUGUUUACAGUGGCAUGGGGAAUGACGGUUGUGUUUUCUUUCCUGCCAAAAUAUAUGAAUGAUGUUCUGAAAUACGACAUUAAGCAGAAUGGAUUCUUUUCUUCCCUACCGUUCCUAGGAAGAGCGUUUUCAAUUAUCCUUGUUGGAAGAUUAACAGAUUAUCUGUUAAACAGAAAUUUUUUAAAACAGACAACAAUGAGAAAAAUUAACCAGUGUGGUGCUGGAGUUCUGGGAGCAGCUAUGAUAAUACCCGUCAGUUUUUUAUCUGAAGGGGAUAGCUUUUCAGCGGUUAUGUUAAUAACAUUUUCCUCGAUGGCUUUGGGAGGGACUAUGUCCGGUUCGUAUGCAAAUAUCUUGGAAAUAUUCCCUAGUCAUGUAUCUACAAUUUCUGGUGUAGCCUUUGCAAUGAAUGGAGUAGGACAGAUUACUGCUCCUAUUAUUAUCGGACAGAUGAUAAAAAAGGGAAGCAGAGAAGAAUGGAUAUAUGUUUUUAUUUCAAUCGGUGUUGUCUAUAUUAUUGGUGCUAUAAUUUAUGCCUUACUUGGAAACGCUAAUUCAUGUGAAGAAAUUGACGUCAAAAUAACAGUAUCACAAGAAGAAAAUAUCGAUACUUGCAAUUCAGGUGUACAGACAAUUUCCGGAAAAUGUACAUCAUUAUCACCGUCGAAUAAACAGAUAGUAUAUUCUAUUUCGGAAUGUCCUGUUGUUUACAGGACGAAAAACUCUUACACUUACACUCUUUGAUUUUUAUUCCUUUGUUUUAAAUCUUAUUUAUUUAUUUAAUUUAUAUUUCAUGUUGAAUAUAUACUCUAUGAAUAAAUCUAAACAAUAGUUAA
Molecule: messenger RNA, 2027 nt
Organism: Mytilus californianus (California mussel)
Lineage: Eukaryota; Metazoa; Mollusca; Bivalvia; Mytilida; Mytilidae
Product: sialin-like
Exons: 11
Coding region: 94-1935 (613 amino acids)
Biological process (GO): transmembrane transport; monoatomic anion transport
Molecular function (GO): transmembrane transporter activity
Source: RefSeq, a predicted model, not a curated record